AGCUGACUAAGAUCGAGCAGUCAAUUGUCAAACUGCAAAAAAAAAAGGAGCAUUUGGAGGAAGAGGCGAAGAAGCCAGAUGAUGAAAAGUCGGCAGCCACUCCUACAAAUAUAAUCGACUCCAACAAACAGUGCAUCAGUCAUACUAUAUUUUCAGAGAAUAGGUCAAAAGCCAUGGAAUCCCAUGCAUUUAUGAAAAAGCCUGGAAGUAAUAUUUACUACAGGCCUCUCUACCAUCAGCCAUCUGACGUGAAUAUAUACCACGAAAAUAUUAAAAAGUUUGUAGCAUUCAAGCCACAGUUAAUAUCCUACAUUAAGAAAAAGAAGCAUCUUGAAAACUCCAGGGAUAGAUAUCUGUGUAGGAUGUACGAUAAGCUCAGCGACAGCUGGUUUAAGAGGCUAGAAAAGAUUGAAUCCAACCCUAAGAAGAAGGUGAAAGAUGCCAAAGUGAGGGAGAUUUUUGAAAAGGUUUUUCCAGAUCUGAGAAAAAAACGCGAAGACAAAGAAAGAUUAGCUAGAUCGACAGUUACAAACAUAAGCAACAAAUCCUCAAGUAGCAACAACAACAACAACAAUAAUUCCGACAAUACUAAUGGGGAUAAUGAAAUUGUUGAUGAAGAACUUCGUAAAAGGCGGGAGAUGUCCUCAAGGAUUCCCAUGCUCCUUUACAAAGGUCACUAUCAAAGGUUAAGGCCGUUCAUAUCCAACAAUGGCUACAUUGAUGUCAACACAGAGUCAAAUCUCUUGCCACUAGCUACGAGGUGCAACUACUGGACACAAAGUGAGAGAGAUAUUUUCAAAGAGAGGUAUGCAUCCCAUCCGAAGAACUUUGCUUACAUUGCCUCACAUCUAGAAACUAAGAGCAUUCAGGACUGUGUGUUGUUUUAUUACGCCUCUAAGAAGAAUGAGAACUACAAGCAACUCGUCAGAAAGCAUCACAUGAGUAGGAGGAAGACUGAUAAGGCUAAGAAGGUUGGCCGGAUGAUUGAUCGAUUGGUUGAUUGA
Molecule: messenger RNA, 1004 nt
Organism: Helobdella robusta
Lineage: Eukaryota; Metazoa; Annelida; Clitellata; Rhynchobdellida; Glossiphoniidae
Exons: 11
Coding region: 174-1004 (276 amino acids)
Biological process (GO): regulation of transcription by RNA polymerase II
Source: RefSeq, a predicted model, not a curated record